UCAAAGCAGCUGUACCUACUCUACGUGUUUUCAUCGAGUAUUUUUGUUUAAUUAUGUCCAUGUACAGUGGUUAACGAGUAAAUGUGAUAAAAUGUCUAGCCGCCGUUCUAUGCUCGGGUCGGCUUUGGAUUCUCUGCCGGCCCCAACGGAUCCUCUACGCGAAUUAUUCGAGGCUUGCAAAACUGGCGAUGCGAGUCGUGUAAAAAAGUUAGUGAAUUCGCAAACUGUGAAUGCAAGGGACACCGCUGGUCGUAAAUCUACACCCCUACACUUUGCUGCGGGGUAUGGUCGUCGCGAAGUCGUAGAGAUCCUAAUCGCCGGUGGGGCUGCGUUACAAGCGCGUGACGAAGGAGGCCUGCAACCGCUACACAAUGCGUGCUCCUUCGGUCACGCGGACGUGGUCAGGGCUCUGCUGGCGGCCGGGGCUCCGCCGGCGGCUAGAGAUAAUUGGGGAUACACGCCGUUGCAUGAAGCAGCCGCUAAGGGCAAGAUCGAUGUUUGCAUUGCACUAUUACAACACGGAGCCGACCCGAACAUACGAAACACGGAGGGCAAGACGCCGCUCGACCUAGCCGAUCCAGCUACCAGGCCUGUGUUGACAGGCGAGUACUGCGCAGCGGAUGUGCUAGAAGCGGCCCGCUCAGGCGCCGACGAACGGUUAGCGUGUCUCCUAACCCCCCUUAAUGUAAAUGUACACGCUAGUGAUGGAAGACGGUCCACAGCAUUGCAUUUAGCGGCCGGGUAUAAUAGAGCCAGGGCUGUGAGGUUAUUGUUGCAGAGGGGGGCCGAUGUGCACGCUAAGGAUAAGGGAGGCCUAGUGCCACUGCACAACGCAUGCUCUUACGGGCACUACGAAGUCACAGAGCUGUUAGUGCGUGCGGGCGCGGAUGUAAACGCGACAGAUCUGUGGGCGUUCACUCCGCUGCACGAGGCCGCUAGCAAGGCGCGGCUGGAGGUUUGCUCACUACUACUGAGUGAAGGUGCGGAUCCUACACUACUUAACUGCCAUGGAAAGUCAGCCCUCGAUGUAGCGCCUUCAAGAGAACUAAGAGAUAGACUCGCUUUCGAAUACAGAGGCCACUGUUUACUCGAAGCGUGUCGCUUGGCCGAACCUGCUAGAGUGAAGAAACAUCUGUCUACCCUCAAUCAAACACAGGAUCUAACACCAAUGCACAGCAACCAAUCAGUCGCGGGUUCGAUUCCCAACGAGAGGAUAACGGAAUUAGUCAAUUUUCAACACCUAGGCACCGGUGAUAGGCCGUUACAUUGUGCAGCCGCGAGUGUGUAUCCUAAACGGAAACAGGUAAUGGAGAUACUAAUCCGCAAAGGGGCCAGAGUGAACGAGAAAAACAACGCGGGACAGACGCCAUUACAUGUAGCUACAGAACAUUCGCAUUUGGAUGCUAUGGACUUACUUCUGCGACAUGGUGCAAAAGUAAACGCGUGUGACGGUCGCGGUGAAAGUGCUCUAUCAAGAGCCGCAAGACGAGACUCGGCUGCCGCGUGCCGGCUGCUGUUAGCGUGUGGAGCUGAUACUAUAGAUGCGCCUGCGCACGGUGAGACCGAUGCGUGUUCAAGCGCGGCAGCAGUACGACUGCUCGAAGCAGCUCGGACGGGAGACGUUGAAGCAGCCAGAGCACUGUUGGACGCGAGACCGAGAUUGGUCAACUGUAGGGAUCUAGAUGGAAGACAUUCUACGCCACUGCAUUUUGCUGCUGGGUACAACAGACUGCCUCUCGCACAACUUCUAUUACAAAGAGGUGCUGACGUUCACGCAAAGGAUAAAGGAGGUCUAGUACCCCUGCACAACGCGUGUUCCUACGGGCACUACGAAGUCACAGAGCUGCUAGUGUCUGCUGGUGCGGGCGUGAACGCGGCGGACUUGUGGCGGUUCACACCAUUGCAUGAGGCCGCUGCUAAGGGGAAGGCGGAUAUCGUUCGGUUGCUGUUGAAGCACGGCGCAGACCCCACCCGACGUAAUCGUGACGGUCUAACACCGUUACAAUUAGUUCGUGCGGGGGAUAGUGAUACAGCAGAUGCUUUGAGGGGAGACGCGGCGUUGUUGGACGCGGCUAAGAGAGGAGACCUUGCUAGGGCUAGGAAAUUAAUAACGCCACAAAAUGUGAAUUGUCGAGACGCACAUGGAAGGAAUUCGACACCACUACAUUUAGCAGCGGGCUACAACAACCUGGAGGUGGCGGAGGCGCUGCUGGAGGCGGGCGCGGCGGUGUCGGCGCGCGACAAGGGCGGGCUGGUGCCGCUGCACAACGCGGCCUCGUACGGGCACCUGGAGCUGGCCGCGCUGCUGCUGCGCGCCGGCACCCCGCCCAACGCCGCCGACCGCUGGGGCUUCACGCCGCUGCACGAGGCGGCGCACAAGGCGCGCACCCAGCUGUGCGCGCUGCUGCUAGCGCACGGCGCGGACCCGUUCCUCAAGAACCAAGAAGGGCAAACGGCCGUCGAACUGGCGGGGGCUGAGGACGUGCGGUCUCUGCUCUCGGACGCUAUGACGGGGGCCGCGGAGGGCGAAGCCCCGGCGACUGCGCCCCCAGCGUUGUUACCGCUGCCCCCGCCAAGAUUGCCCGUGUUGCUGCCGAGUGGGGAUACGGUGCCACUGCCGCUGCCGGUAAUGGCCAGCAACUACUGGUCGGAAGGUUCCCGCGGCAGUCUGGAGGACGCUGCAGGUAGACCGGCAUCAGCUCUAUCCACCUCGGAGUCGCUGCACACCUUCCUCACCAGUGUCGGUCUAGAACAACUAGCGCCAGUACUCGACCGGGAACAGAUAACAGUGGAUAUACUAUCAGAGAUGUCGCACGAAGAUCUCCGCGCUGUGGGCGUGGCCGCGUACGGGCAUAGACAUAGGCUGCUAAAAGCUGCGAGACAUAGUUUACAGUCACAUAAUGAAUGGUACGGUGGCACAACACUAGUAGACGUGACACCGUCAAGCGAAUGUUCGUCCACCGACAGCGAGUACUGCAUAGUGGAGCGCGAGAUGCAGGCCUCCGUGCGGGCGCACCGCGACAACGCGGGCGGCCACUUCACUAGAUACCACGUUGUGCGGAUACAAAAGAUAGUGAACGGCCGUCUCUGGGAGCGAUACGUGCGACGACGAAGCGAGGUCUGCGAAGAGAAUGGCGGUAGUUCUGGGGAGAGGAUGCUGUUCCAUGGAUCACCCUUUAUCAACGCGAUAGUACAGAAGGGCUUUGAUGAGCGACACGCGUAUAUAGGCGGUAUGUUCGGCGCGGGCAUAUACUUCGCGGAACAUUCGUCGAAGAGCAACCAGUACGUAUACGGGUUCGGAGGCGGGUCCGGGUGUAUAGCGCACAAGGAUAGGAGCUGCUAUUUGUGUCAUAGACAAAUGCUCCUCUGUCGAGUGACUCUCGGCAGGGCCUUCCAACUGUCGAGCGCAAUGAAGAUGGCGCACGCCCCGCCGGGCCACCACAGCGUGGCCGGAGCGCCGACCAGCGGGGGGCUCUGCUACCCGGAGCACGUGGUCUACCGCGGGGAACAGGCGUACCCUGAAUACCUGAUCACGUAUCAAAUCGUUUGCGAAGAAGAUACGGUUGGUGACGUUUAGUGUGACGUCACACGACAUGGACUCGAAAAGAUACAACCAAUCGGUUCACAGCCACAGAUUAUAUAGACUAGAUGGUGAAAUUUGUGUAA
Messenger RNA from Colias croceus (clouded yellow), 3666 nucleotides. RefSeq names its product poly [ADP-ribose] polymerase tankyrase (gene Tnks). The transcript is spliced from 24 exons. NCBI's taxonomy places the organism in Eukaryota, Metazoa, Arthropoda, Insecta, Lepidoptera, Pieridae. Gene Ontology annotation, molecular function: protein binding; NAD+ poly-ADP-ribosyltransferase activity. Gene Ontology annotation, cellular component: nucleus; cytoplasm. The coding region runs from base 92 to 3577 and encodes 1161 amino acids. The record is from RefSeq and is a predicted model, not a curated record.